This is a messenger RNA of Aspergillus alliaceus, 2046 nucleotides long. Its product is annotated as MFS transporter. The transcript has a single exon. Gene Ontology annotation, molecular function: spermine transmembrane transporter activity. Gene Ontology annotation, biological process: transmembrane transport; spermine transport. The coding region runs from base 48 to 1889 and encodes 613 amino acids. NCBI's taxonomy places the organism in Eukaryota, Fungi, Ascomycota, Eurotiomycetes, Eurotiales, Aspergillaceae. The record is from RefSeq and is a predicted model, not a curated record. Gene Ontology annotation, cellular component: fungal-type vacuole membrane.
CGCAUAGAUCUGGACUCAUUUUUGUACUUUUGAUAUGAUUCGGAGAUAUGUCGGCUGCCGCCGGCGCGGCAGUAUCUCGGCUGGAGCCACACAGACAAGUAUAUAACCAUCCAUAUACAGCGCGAAGGCUACAAAGCCAUCCUUUAACAGAUUUAUCAACGUUUGUUAGCAUUUGUACGGCUCUCAUCUUAACACACACAAAUAUCAAAAUGGCGCACACAAUACCAGAAGACCCCCACGACGGUGCCGACGACCUGCUAGAGAGGACGGAAACCCGUGAGAGUCUACGAAUUCGAGGCGUAUCCGAGAAUCCCCCUCCACUGGAUGUCAACUAUCCGAAUUUUGGUCGCGAGACAGAGCCUGUCUUCCCUGAGGAGUAUGUGAUCGAGACGAACACCGGUCUCGUCCCCGAGCGAACGCUGGAGCAGAUCCGAUCCCAUACUUCGGUGGCCACCACAAGGAGAGCAUCUAGCGAACGGCGAACUCCAUCUGAUAUCGAAAAGGCGACGACAGCAGAGUUCGUCACAUUCAAAAUCGGCGAUUCGGAGAACCCAUUUAAUUGGGGUCGCUUGUACAAGUGGUACGUGACAAUGGUCGCGUCGAUUCUCGUGGUGUGUGUUGCGUAUGGCUCCGCCAUCACAACCGGAGGCUUGGGUCUUAUUCAAGAGAAAUACAAUGUCUCGCUGGAAGUUGCCAUCCUAACGUGUUCGAUCAUGGUAUGUGGCUUUGCGGUUGGGCCUCUUCUCUGGUCGCCCCUGUCGGAGAUCAUCGGUCGACAACCCGUGUACAUCAUCUCCCUCGCUCUUUACACCAUCUUUAAUAUCCCCUGUGCCCUGUCACCGAACAUCGGCGGCCUCCUUGUCUGCCGGUUCUUAUGUGGUGUCUUCUCGAGCUCGGGACUUUCUCUCGCCGGCGGGACGAUCGCGGAUAUCUGGAACAUCGAGGAGCGUGGGAUGGCCAUCGCUUUCUUCGCGGCAGCUCCUUACUGUGGACCGGUGGUUGGGCCCAUUGUGACGGGUUGGAUCAAUGUUGGCUCCCAUCGCCUCGAUCUUUUCUUUUGGACCAAUAUGGCAUUUUCCGGUGUGGUCAUGAUCCUGAUUGGCAUGAUCCCAGAGACCUAUGCCCCAGUGAUUCUCAAGAGACGUGCUGCCAAGCUUAGGAAGAGCACCGGGAAUAUGAACAUCAUUACCGAGCAGGAGAGGUACAAACUCUCCCUCCGGGACAUUAUUCGUACCAGCUUGAUUCGCCCGAUCACGAUGAUCCUGACUGAACCGGUUUUGGACUUAAUGUGCAUGUACAUUGUGCUGAUCUACGCCAUGCUGUACGCCUUUUUCUUCGCAUACCCGGUAAUCUUUGGAGAACUGUACGGGUUCAACGAUGGUCAGAUCGGUCUGAUGUUCAUCCCUAUUCUGAUCGGUGCUGGUUUUUCUUUGGUCGCUACACCCGCGAUUGAGAAACAGUUCAAAGCGAUCUGCAAGGUCAGGUCCCCGACGCCGGAGGAUCGACUGAUUGGAGCCCUGAUCGGAGCCCCCUUUAUUCCGAUCUCAUGGUUUAUCCUUGGUGCUACCUCCUUUAAGCAUAUCAUCUGGGUGGGGCCCUGUUCCUCCGGCAUUGCCUUUGGAUUUGGCAUGGUCCUUUGCUACUACGCCGUCAACAACUAUAUCAUCGACUCCUACCAGAAGUACGCCGCAUCGGCUCUGGCGGCCAAGGUCUUUCUGCGAUCUGGAGGUGGUGCCGCCUUCCCGCUAUUCACCACUCAGAUGUACCACCGACUCGGUCUCCAGUGGGCGUCUUGGCUGCUUGCAUUUAUUGCUCUGGCUAUGGUUUUGAUCCCAUUCGCUUUCUACGUGUUUGGAGCCCGGAUCAGAGCCAAGCUCACCCGGACCUAAGGCUCCUUCGUUCACUUUAUUGUUGCGGUGGCUUAUGCUAAGCCCUUAUUAUGUGCAUGAUAUUAUCCUAGACUAGAAGGUACCCAUAGAUUCCCAUAGAGUAACUCAUAAUGAUAGUAAUACGAGCGAUUAAAAAUUAUUGAGCUUCACUUCCUAG